Acanthosepion pharaonis is the source of this 807-nucleotide messenger RNA. The record is from the annotation of a GenBank genome assembly. Lineage: Eukaryota; Metazoa; Mollusca; Cephalopoda; Sepiida; Sepiidae.
AUGUUUCCAAAAGUGUCCACCUCUUUUUAUCUCGCCACUCUUUUCUUCAUCCUUUUGUUUAUAGCCAUUAAAACGGACAAAAUUAUUUUUAGAAACGCCUAUUUCAGAUAUAAAAAAAAACUGCUGUCGUCUGCUUUUGCCGCCUUCUCGUUGGCUCCGAAUCAUUGUUUAUAUUGUUUCUUCUUGUUUUUGUCUUUCUUAUUUCAUUUUCAAAAUUUCUUCAUUCAUUGCUUUUCUUUCUUUCUUCGCCAUUUUCUAAAUUUUCUUUCCAAUUUUUUUCUGUCUCUCGUUUUGUUUUCCCUUCCAUUUCUUUUUCAUUUUCUUGAUCGCUAUUCUACUUUUUCUCCCUUUCUAAAUCGAUUUCCUUUUAAUUUAGUUUUCUUUCCUUCUUUUUCAGCUUUGUUACCGUUUGUUGAUAUACCUACAUUGCAUGAGAUAUCUUUUUAUCGUAUUACAUUCUUUCUUUCUUUCGCUCUUUUUUCUUUUCUUUCUUUCGUUCGUUCGUUCGUUCUUUAUUUCUUCCGUUCUUUCUCUCUUUCUUUCUUUCUUUCGUUAGUUCGUUCUUUCUUUCUUUAUUUAUUUCUUUCUCUCUUUCUUUCGUUUGUUCGUUCUUUCUUUCUUUCCCUCUUUCUUUCGUUUGUUCGUUCGUUCUUUUUUUCUUUCUUUCUUUCUUUCUUUCCAAUUCUAAUUUACUAUCUCCUAUCUCUUACUCUAAUUACAUUAUUUUUUGUUUCUCUCUCUUGUUAUUUUUCCUUCCAUCUUUUUUUUCUUUUCCUUGACCGCUAUUCUAUUUUUAUCCAUUGCUAA